UUCGGGGUCAGUCCACUUCACAUCCCGCCCAUGUGAACCCGGGGAUCCCGACGGUGGCCCAAGGUAUUUUUCGUCGAGAGACCGGAGUCUCCCCUACGGCCCCUGCGGGAUCACAAACUCACUCUCAAUGGUCCCCGGAUCGACGCUGACAACCGACCUCGUCUUGGUGACCUUUUUUUCUGUGUGCGGCGACCCCAACUCGCAAGCACUGCGCAUCGCCUUGCUAGGAGAGUGUGAGAAGAAUUGGUCAUCGUACGAUCCCCGAUGGACCUCCACGGCAUCCUCGAACGCCUGUCCGUGGGGGAUCUGGAAGUGCGGUUUGUCCCCCGCUUCGUCUAACCGGACCACAUGGUCCCGGCCUUCAUUUGGUAUUCACAUGUCCAAAGCCUUCGCAUGACCAACCUCUCUCACAUGUCCUCGGUUUCACGGACCAGAACCCAAAAAAAAA
Molecule: messenger RNA, 448 nt
Organism: Filobasidium floriforme
Lineage: Eukaryota; Fungi; Basidiomycota; Tremellomycetes; Filobasidiales; Filobasidiaceae
Exons: 1
Coding region: 128-397 (89 amino acids)
Source: RefSeq, a predicted model, not a curated record